GUGACCUUCAGUUCAACAAUCUGUGAAUCGACGAUGUCCUCCUUGACUUUCUCUUUCGGAGCAUUCGGCGAUAUCCCGGCUUUAGCCCAAGUUGCAUACUCAUUGAUCACUACCUGCUAUCGUGCCUUCAACUCAGCCGACCAGUAUCGCUCUCUCAAAACUGAAGUUGAUAGCCUGUCGUGCAUCAUCGACUGCGCGCACACUAACAUCUCUUCGGACGAUGACGUGCACAUGAGCCCUGCGACAAAAUACGCUAUUCACGUCGCCUUCUCGAGGUCGCGAGAGUCGCUGGAGAAGAUGGGAAGAUUGCUGAAGGGUUAUGAAGGAUGUGUAGGGUAUGGCCGCAGAAGGAAUUUUUGGAGGGACUGUGUUUGGAGGGUGAUGUGACCUGUGUGUGGGGUGAUGACGAAGGUGGAAGGGUUGAGGAAGGAGGUAUUGGCGAGGAUGGUGGAAGUGAAUUUUAUGUCGUCGUCAGCGAGAGUAAAUGAAGUGAAUGAGAAGAAGAUGGAACCUUCUUCCGUCGACAAAAUGUACAGUACAUCGACGUCGCCGAGAUAUGGCAAAAGAACUGAGGCCAAUAGCCUUUCUUUGGAAACAGGUUCAGACAACCUGUCUUCCACGCCGAAACUUAACCCGGACGCUGCGCAGCCAACCAAUCUCUCCACCCCCUUCCAAGCACUCGGAGCAGGGAGCGACUCCAGAGACAGGCCGUCUCAUGCUCUCACCGCUUCCACGAGCACAGUGGAGGAACUUUCUCCACCGGAAGAGGCCCUGACCAUCGCGUCCUCAGAGAUGAAAGCCUUCGGAGCAUCUCGAACCAAUACGAACGCAGCCGAUAGCAACACACCAUCUGUCUAUCGUGGCACAAGGCUUCAAGUCGACUCUUUGGCCGACGCCACUCAGUUCACAGCUUCCAGCGACUCGACAAGCUGUCAGUCCGAUUCAUCCACCGACAUCGAAGCUCAGCUUUACCAUUCAACCACACCACCACUUCCCAGCAAAUUUUCCGUAAAAUGUCCUCCAUCUUUGCCAAGGUCGUGCUUCUUUCGAAACAAGCCUGCCACUCUUUUCGACGUCGUAAUGGUUUCGUCCCAUCAUCUGCGGUCGUCUGCGUUCCCUCUCAUCAUGGCUUCUCCUAGAGUGGAUGGAAAGCGUCCUUAUAUUGGACCAUCGACUCUGAGUUACGCACAGAGAGGUGUGGACGUGGCGAGGUUUUGA
Stereum hirsutum FP-91666 SS1 is the source of this 1218-nucleotide messenger RNA. RefSeq lists its product as uncharacterized. The transcript has 3 exons. NCBI's taxonomy places the organism in Eukaryota, Fungi, Basidiomycota, Agaricomycetes, Russulales, Stereaceae. The record is from RefSeq and is a predicted model, not a curated record. Bases 403 to 1218 code for a protein of 271 amino acids.